AAUAAAGAAUGAUUAUAUAUUUUCACAAAAUAUUCCAUUAGAUGAACGAAUUCAUUGUUCCGAACCAAUUGUAGAAAAAACUGAUUGUCAAGUUAUUUUACUUUCUGGUUUAAAUGGAUCAGGAAAAACUACAUGGGCAAAAAAAUAUAUGGAAGAAAAUCGAACAAAAAAUUUCAAUUUAAUUAAUGCUGAAUAUAUUCUUAGUAAAAUGACGAUCGAUGGUAAAUUACCAACAAUUAAAGAUCGUAAUGAUGGUUUGAUGUUACGUGUUAAUAUUUGUUUACAAAAAAUAAUUGAAAUAGCUGCACAACGUCGACGAAACUAUAUUAUUGAUCAUGUUAAUCUAAGUCGAGAAACACAAGCUAAACGUCAACGAUUAUUUACUGGUUAUCAACGUAUUGGUGUUGCUAUUGUACCUGAUGAUGAUGAAUUGAGAACACGUAUUGAAAAAGUUGAAAAAUCUGAAAAUAUUUCUAUACCUUCACAAUGGAUUCGAGAAGCUAAAGCUAAAUUUCAUUUCCUACAAAAAAGUUCUUCAUUAGAAGAUGUGAUUUAUGCAGAAUUGUCUUAUGAAGAUGCAAAAACAUUAUAUGAUAAAGCUCGUCGAGAUUAUGAUCAACAUCGUUCAUCAUCAUCACGUUAUGAUCGACAUGAUGAUCAUCGUUCAUCACGAAAUGAUCGAAAUCGUUAUGAUGAUCGAGAACGUGGUAGUCGUGAUCGUGAUCGAUAUAAUCGAUCGCGGUCACGUGACCGUGGAAGUCGAGAUAGAGAUCGUGAUCGUGAUCGAGAUCGUGGUGGUCGUGAUCGUCGAACAUCACGUGAAGAAUCUCGUUAUUCAUCAUCACGUCGCAAUGAUAAUUAUGGCGGUGGCGGCGGUGGUGGCCAUAAUAAUAAUUAUCGCGGCGGCGGCGGCGGUGGUGGUGGUGGUGGUGGGUAUUCACGUGGUGGCGGUGGCGGUGGUUAUUCUGAUUAUCGACAAGAUUCAAGAAAUAAUAAUUAUAAUCAACGUGGUGGAUUUCAUGAAGGAGGUUAUCAUGGACGAGGAGGUAAUAAUUAUAAUAAUAAUCAAUCAAAUGAUGGUUGGCGUGGUGGUGGCGGCGGCGGUGGUGGUGGAUUUCAUCAACAGAGAAAUGAUUUCGGUGGUGGUGGUAGCAAUCGUGGUCGCGGAGAUUAUCGUGGUGGAAAUCAAUUCAAUAAUCGAGGCUCAUAUCACGACAAUCAACGUGGUGGCGGCGGUGGUGGUGGUGGAUUUCGAUCCGAUUUUAAUAAUCAACAACGUGGUCGACAAUUUAAUGAAUUUGAUAAUAACUCUCAACAUCAGGCUGGCAGCAGUGGUGGUGGUGCUGGUGCGGGAUUUAUGCCAAAUAAUAAUAAUAAUUUCAAUCAACAACAUGAUCGACAAGGAUUUGGAAAUCGAUCAUCAAUACCGCAGCAACAGCCACAAAAUCCAUUUCAGAACCCACAACAACAACAACGUCCACAACCGCUUCUGCAAAAUCCACCAUCUAAUCAACAACAAUUUCCUUCUCAACAAACAGCAAUCCAAAAUCCAAAUGCUGGUUUAUCGCUACAAACACAAAACCCAUUAGCUACUAAUCCUGCCGGUGUACAACAACAAAACUCACUUGAUUCAUGGUUUGCAUUAUAUGCAGCUGCACUUAAUCCUCAAGCAGCUCAGCAGCAGCAGCAACAACAACAACAACAGCCACAACAACAAAUUCAACCACAACAAGAUGCUAAUUCAAUAACUCAACAAUGGACGCAAUGGUUAAAAACAGCACAAAUGGGUCAAGCGGCACAACAACAGCAGCAACAACAACCACAAUUAACAGUUCAACAACCUGACUCUCAACAACAAAAUCAACUUCCUGAUGCAACUGCUUUGUAUUAUCAAGCAUAUUAUGCUCAAUUAGCUGCUGCUCAACAACAAGCAGCAGCAGCCGCUGCAGCGGCAGCUGGAACUGGUUCAUCAAAUGGUGCUGUCGCACCACCUGGUAUCAAUGAUAAAUGA
This is a messenger RNA of Adineta steineri, 2011 nucleotides long. Lineage: Eukaryota; Metazoa; Rotifera; Eurotatoria; Adinetida; Adinetidae. The record is from the annotation of a GenBank genome assembly.